Molecule: messenger RNA, 2067 nt
Organism: Trichoderma asperellum CBS 433.97
Lineage: Eukaryota; Fungi; Ascomycota; Sordariomycetes; Hypocreales; Hypocreaceae
Biological process (GO): regulation of transcription by RNA polymerase II
Cellular component (GO): PcG protein complex; transcription regulator complex; chromatin
Molecular function (GO): DNA-binding transcription factor activity, RNA polymerase II-specific; RNA polymerase II cis-regulatory region sequence-specific DNA binding
Source: RefSeq, a predicted model, not a curated record
AUGGGUGUGGAUGCGACUGGGAGUGCAGCGAUUGGAAACGGCAACGCAAACGCCAACGGCAGUGGGCAUGUGCAUCACCAGCAGUCCAGGGGCAUCCACGCCAGGCUGAAUGUCCAGAAGCGACACCUGGGCGGCGGCGCAAUCGCAGGCAUCACCGUCGGCGUCGUCGUUGCCGUUGCCCUGCUGGCCAUCUGCCUGUACCCGUGUCUGGUCUACCUCAAGCGCCGCCACAGAGGCAGAGGCACGUCGCACGCAGCGUUCGAUGCCGAGGCGGCCAUUGCUGCUGCUGCUAGCAACGCUUCCAACGGCGCAAGCAGCCCCCCCAAGCGCCUCUCGUCGAGCGACUCGUACAAGCACAAGGGGGAGUUGACGCGCGGAGGAAGCACCGACAACGACUGGAGAGCUGCCGCCGACCACAAUGGAUAUCCUCUCCCUCUCAAUGCGGCAUAUCUGCAGCCCGGCGACCCUGGCUUCGCCGACAAUGCCCUUGGUGCAGAGUACAGAGUCAAGGCCGAGCCAUUUCUGCCGCUGGGACUGGAUGAUGGCGAGUUUGCACCGCGGAUAUCGGCCGAUCACCAGCCCGGCGUGCUCAAGGGCACCAGCGCCGACUACUACAGCCCUGAUAUCCCAUCCGAGGCCUUUGGCAUGGUCACACAGCCUGACCCUCCGCUCGAUUCACCCAUCCAGCCUUCCUCUUCUCGUUCCAGCUCAUUUCGCUACAACAUGAAGCAAAUGUUCCGCCGCAAGAGCGGCAGGGACGCAACGCUGGAUUCUGCAUUUUCACAAGCAACCAUCACCGAGCUGCCAGCUGACGGAGCAAUUCCGCUGCAGACCAACAUCACCGCCGGUGACCGGGUUGAAUCUCCCGUUAGCCUCUCUGCUGCGUCUCUACCCCUCUCCCGCGCCUCUUCUCCUUCCCACCAGCCUGGUGUCGGAACGGAAGCUGAAGCCGAGCCAAGCCUGGGACCGGUCAGCCCUCCCGUGAGCAAUGCGGCUGAAGGGGCUUCCAAAACGACGCCCCCAGAGUCGCCUCACUUGUCGUCAUACCAGCAGUUCCGAAAGUCUCCCUCGCCUCCUGUCGCCGCUCCUGGAACUGUAAAUCCCAUGGACAUUAUGCCCGCCUCCACGGAAGCCGAGGUAUGGCACAGGACGGAGCAUCAGCUCUACGAGGCCUUCCAUAAGCCGUCGCCAAGUGACCCCGCCAAUGACACGGCCAUGCCCUCUCCCUCCCCGACACCCCCUGAAACGCAAGCUCAGCCAACAUUUACAGUACAAACCCCUGGUUCGACAAGUCGUACCGAGUUUGUCCCCGACUCAACUAUUAUUAAUAACAACAGCAGCAACAACGGCAACAACAACAACUACAACAACAACUACAACAACAACUACAACAACAACAUCAACAACAACACCAACAACGAUAAAACCAUCAACCACAACAGCAGUAAUAACCAGCAGCAGCUCGAUAGUGGCGAUGUCGUUAUGCUAGAUGCAGCCACUCUUCCUCCGACCCACGACCACAGCUUGACGGCUCCAGACGGCCGGCAUCCCAGCUACCCCUCCGAUCAGUCCACCCCACUCCCCGGCCCUGCCUUUACCGAUGUUUCAUCCCAGAACACGCCCUCGACUCAGCUGGACACUCCCUCUCCGCAGUCCGUAGGAAGUUCUGAUUUCCGCCAUAGUGCGUCGCCACAAUCGGGAGCCGGCAGCCACUCUCCCAGGACCGGCGUCUACCGAUGUGAAGAGCCCGGCUGCAACCAAACCUUUGACCAGCCACACAAGCUAAAACAUCACCAGCGAUAUCAUAGCAAAGACCACAAGUGCCCAUACCCAGGCUGUGGCAAGGGCUUUGGUACCAAGACUCAUCUUCAAAGACACAUUAAUGACAGGCACGAGAAGAAGAAGAAAUUCCACUGCUCUGUCACCGGUUGUGAUUAUUCUAGAGCAGGUGGCAAAGCAUUCCCCAGAAAAGACAACUGGAAGAGACACAUGAUCAAGAUCCACAACAUUGAGCAGCAAUCACUUCCGGAGCCUGUUGAAGUCGACAUGGAUGUAGACGGGUCAUGA